AUGGAGUCGCCGUUCCGCGCGGACCUGCUGAGGGGCAAGGCCGCGCUGGUCACGGGCGGGGGCUCCGGCAUCGGCUUCGAGAUCGCCGCGCAGCUCGCGCGCCACGGCGCGCACGUCGCGCUCAUGGUUCGCCGCCGCGAGGUCCUCGACAAGGCCGUCGCCGCGCUCCGCUCCGAGGGCCUCACGGCUGUUGGUUUCGAUGGAGAUGUCCGCAAGCAAGAGGAUGCUGCCAGAGUGAUCGCAGCAACGGUUGAGCAUUUUGGCAAGCUGGACAUUCUUGUCAAUGGUGCUGCUGGCAACUUCCUUGCCUCCCCGGAGGAUUUGAAGCCCAAGGGAUUCCGAACUGUUCUUGACAUUGACACUGUGGGUACAUACACAAUGUGUUAUGAAGCCCUCAAGUAUCUCAAAAAGGGUGGACCAGGGAGAGUUCCUUCCUCUAGUGGCCUUAUCAUUAACAUAAGCGCUACGCUGCAAUACACGGCAGCCUGGUACCAAAUUCAUGUCUCUGCUGCCAAGGCAGGUGUUGAUAGUAUCACAAGAUCAUUGGCUCUGGAAUGGGGAACAGAUUAUGACAUUAGAGUAAAUGGAAUUGCACCUGGACCAAUUCAAGACACUCCAGGAAUGAGGAAACUUGCGCCUGAAGAAAUGAGCAAGGAGAAACGAGAAAACGAUGCCAUUAUUUAA
Messenger RNA from Miscanthus lutarioriparius, 684 nucleotides. The record is from the annotation of a GenBank genome assembly. Lineage: Eukaryota; Viridiplantae; Streptophyta; Magnoliopsida; Poales; Poaceae.